AUGAAGCUUCCAAAAUAUGAUGGAAACAUUCAUCCAGAUGAAUGGAUAAAUGAUAUUCAAUCUUAUUUUAGGUUGAAUGUUGCAACAACUAAGACAUCUAGGACGUAUUAUGGUUUAACUUAUGUAAUGUCAUUAGUGAAUGCCACCAUCAAACUCCCAAGUGGAAUUGAUAAUUUUGAAAAACUUCGUAAUGCACUUAAAGAGGAUAUUACCUUUACAGUAUUCAAGAAUACAAAUAAAAAGAAAUUGCAAUUAUUAAAAUAUAUUCCCGAGAGAGAAGGCGGCGAAACUUCAAAAUUUAUUUUAAACUUUCGCCAAUUAUGUUAUAAUGCCGACAUUAACGAUAUUGAGGAACAAAAGGAGUACUUUAAACAAACAUUUUCAUCAAAUUUUUAUUUGUAUGAUGAAUUUUCUAAGAGAAAAGAAAAAAUUAAAUCUAUAAAUGAAUUAAUUAAAGAAUUUGAGGAAAUUUCUAUGGAUGAAUCAAAUAUAAUUAGAAAUGGAUCUAUUGUAGCUUUAGAACACGUUGCUACGGGAAAAUAUUUAAGUUCAAUUAAGGAUUUACGUUAUACAACUGAAAGAAAGUCACAAUUGGUUUUUGCAAAUAAUUUGCUUGAUUCGGAUGCUUUAUGGAAUAUCACAUUUAGCGGUAAUGAGCUAGCUUCAUACACCGAUACUAAUAUAUAUUUACAACACAAAAAGUCUAAUAUCUUUCUUGGAAUUUAUAAUGAUGGUAGUUAUAAAUCUCCAGUAACUCAGCACACGGAAGUAAGUUGUAACCCCAACAGUAGUAGUUAUACUCAAUGGAAGUUUAAUAAUAGUAAAUUAGAAAAUUAUCAAGGAUAUUUGAAAUCAAAUGAUAUUAUUAAUCUUAGUAAUAAGAAUUAUAAUGGUCAACAAGUGGUUUUACGUAGUCAUGAUUUUCAAUUUACUAUUGGAAAUGAUAAUUUUCAAGAAGUUGUCGGUCAUAACGAAAGACUAGGUGGCAAUGAUGAGUGGUGUAUUAAACUUAUUGGAUUUAAAUAA
Messenger RNA from Funneliformis caledonium, 1026 nucleotides. The record is from the annotation of a GenBank genome assembly. Lineage: Eukaryota; Fungi; Glomeromycota; Glomeromycetes; Glomerales; Glomeraceae.